This is a messenger RNA of Gasterosteus aculeatus aculeatus (three-spined stickleback), 2362 nucleotides long. It is a transcript of the gene l2hgdh, whose product is annotated as L-2-hydroxyglutarate dehydrogenase. Lineage: Eukaryota; Metazoa; Chordata; Actinopteri; Perciformes; Gasterosteidae. Gene Ontology annotation, molecular function: (S)-2-hydroxyglutarate dehydrogenase activity. The record is from RefSeq and is a predicted model, not a curated record.
CGCCUCUCUUUACGGCGGCGCAGCUGGACGGGAGGAAGUGACAGCGCGCAACUCCCAACGAGUCCCGCGGACCUUUUGCGCGAUGAAGAAGUGAACGCGAAGGGGCUUUGAAACGCGGCGACGAUGAUCCGGACACUGAGCGGUUUGUCCUUCAGGGCUUCCGGGGCGGCGAAGGACUUUGCAACCAGGCGGCUGCACAGCACGUAUGAUGUGGCCGUGGUGGGGGGCGGCAUCGUCGGCCUGGCGACGGUCAGAGAGCUAAUUCUGCGACACCCGUCCCUCAGCUUCGUUCUGCUGGAGAAGGAAAAGGAGCUCGCUGUGCACCAGAGUGGGCACAACAGUGGAGUCAUUCACAGCGGGAUCUACUACACGCCGGGGUCACUGAAGGCCCGCCUGUGUGUUCGAGGAGCCACUUUAGCCUACGAGUACUGCGAGAAGAAAGGACUCCCUUACAAGAAAUGUGGAAAGCUCAUCGUGGCUUUGGAGCAUGAGGAGAUACCCAGACUGCAAGCUCUGUACGAGCGCGGCAUGAAAAACAACGUGCGGGACCUCAGCAUAAUCGACGCCAAGGGAAUCCGAGAACGAGAGCCAUUCUGCAGGGGUUUAAUGGCCUUAGACUCGCCGUACACCGGCAUCGUGGACUGGAGGAUGGUGGCUCUCCGGUACGGGCAAGACUUUGAGGAGGCAGGCGGCACGGUGGUUACGGAUGCUGAGGUCGACGACAUUACCACGGUUACCGAGAGCCCGGCCGGGAGUGCUGACGGAAUGAAGUAUCCAAUUGCAGUCAGAGACAAAAAGGGCAAUGAGGUCCGCUGCCGUUACGUCCUGACAUGUGGCGGCCUGUACUCCGACCGCCUGUCCCAGAUUUCGGGAUGCAGUCCGGAGCCUCGGAUCGUCCCCUUCAGAGGAGAUUACUUGGUGUUGAAGCCAGAGAAACACUUUUGGGCAAGGGGGAAUAUUUAUCCUGUCCCCGACCCUCGUUUCCCCUUCCUCGGAGUUCACUUCACCCCGAGGAUGGAUGGAAGUGUUUGGCUUGGCCCGAACGCAGUACUCGCCUUCAAGAGGGAGGGCUACAAAGUGUACGACUUCAAUGUUCGAGACUUUGCAGAUGCACUCUCAUUCAGGGGCCUUCAGAAGCUGGUAAUGAAGAACGUGACCUAUGGGAUUGGAGAAAUGUAUAGAGGGAUUUUCAUUGGUGCGCAAGUUAAAAUCCUGCAGAAGUACAUCCCUGAACUCUCGCUGAGCGACGUGCUCAGGGGUCCUGCAGGAGUUCGAGCUCAGGCUCUGGACCGCGACGGAAACCUCGUGGACGACUUUGUGUUCGACGGCGGCGUCGGGGACGUGGGAAGUCGGGUGCUCCACGUGCGUAACGCUCCCUCGCCAGCGGCCACCUCCUCGCUCGCCAUCGCUGAAAUGGUUGCAGACGAGGUGGAGAGUCGCUUCGCGCUGUAGAGCAACAUGGCAACGCAGAAAGCAAGAGAGUAACUCCAAAUAUUGCAGCUGGAGGUGGCUGGGUGAAUGUGCUGUUAAACUGUCACUUCCUCCGCAUCACCGUCGUCAUGGGGACUUUUUAUUUCAGGUCCAGCAUUAAAUUAGGGGGGUAAAAGCAACAUCUUUGGCUCGAUUACAUUUUACAGUUUUAUUUUACUUGUUUCUAUAAUGCCAAAUUUCAAGUAAUGUUUUUUUUUUUGUCUACAUGUUUAAAAAAACUCCCAUGUUACUAGUGAAAUUGUUGUGGACAAAAAGGUUCAGCUACCGUUAUAUUUUGGACACACUGGUUGUAAUUUAAGCAAACUUAAAGAUUUUCUUUUUAAAUGAGAGAUUUUAUAAUAAAUGGACCUGUAUUUUCUAGUCUUCCAACCACUCUGAGCGCUUUAACACGACAUGUCAUCAUUCAUACUAUUUCUUACAGUGAUGACGGGACACAAUCAGGACUCUGACUUCUUACCAGCAAGGAGACAUUAGCAGGUUAAGUGCCUUGGCCCUUUGUACUUUGGAAUCCAUUGUCUCUUUUUCAACUAUAUGAGAGAAAUUUGUCUUUUUUGUUUGAGUAUUGUAACGUCUCCUGGUUUCAGUUCAAUGUGUCACAAUCUUUUGAGAAAUAAAUCUACAAAAUGAAAUCUAUCCCCUGAAUGUAUGUGACCAAAAGAAAGUGAAUUGAUUGUCUAUGCAUGAAUCCAUCUGAGAAGACUGGGUGUUAUUUUUAUUUAAUUUUUUUCCUACAACAUUUUUGAAACUCAAAGUAUGUAGUUUAAGAAGUGUUUUUUACUUUGGACAGACUUGUCUGCCAAAUCAUUUGAGCAUUCAAAAAAUAAAAUCAACAGCUGAUGUUUGUCCCACGCGAACAUGGAAGUAAACAGAA